AUGGUGCUCAUGAGGUCAGGCUGGCUGUGGAGACAAACGUCUGUCCUAAAACGCUGGAAGUUAAACUGGUGCGACCUCUGGAUCGACGGGAGCCUCUGCUUCUACAAGGCCGAGAGCCGGCGUGAGCUGGAGCACCGCGUCAGCCUGAAGACGAGGUGUGUGGACGUGCGGUCUGGCCUGGAGUGUGGAGGUGUGACUCCUCCAGAGAGCAAUCCCAGAGACAACCUCAUCGUGGUUCAGCUCAGAGACGGAUCAACGAUCAACCUGUGUGCGAACAGCGAGGAUGAGUCAAUAGCAUGGAAACUGACUCUGCUUGAGACCAGGAGAAACCCGGUUUUCACAUACGACCCCUAUGAAGACUCCUACCAGGCCAUCCCGAUCAACGGCUACCACACUGUCUACAUCACGCCUGGAGCCGGACCAGGCACGCAUCAGGUGGUCGUCCAGAGGGACCCGUUUGACGGAGUGGUGGAGAAUCUGGCUCUGGGGAUGCUGGCAGGAAUGGCAGCAGGAGCAGCCAUGAGAUCUUUCCUUUGGAUGCCCCUGUUUCUCUGCUGA
Molecule: messenger RNA, 558 nt
Organism: Limanda limanda (common dab)
Lineage: Eukaryota; Metazoa; Chordata; Actinopteri; Pleuronectiformes; Pleuronectidae
Gene: plekhb1
Product: pleckstrin homology domain containing B1
Exons: 6
Coding region: 1-558 (185 amino acids)
Biological process (GO): regulation of cell differentiation
Cellular component (GO): membrane
Source: RefSeq, a predicted model, not a curated record